This is a messenger RNA of Didymodactylos carnosus, 750 nucleotides long. Lineage: Eukaryota; Metazoa; Rotifera; Eurotatoria; Philodinida; Philodinidae. The record is from the annotation of a GenBank genome assembly.
AUGCCGAUCAAAUGUUUAUUACCAUUUUUAAAGUGUAUUUCAUCAAACGAAGAAUGCGACACUUCCUUUCCUAACACAAUUGCAACUAUCAAGCUCGAAACGUUGCCUAAUGAAUUACUAUUAGAUAUUUUCGACUUUUUAAACUUAUUUGAUUUAUAUUAUUCAUUUUAUGGUCUUAACUGGAGAUUGAGUCAAUUAAUUUUAUCAAAGAAACAAUCACUGACUCUAUUUUCUAAACAUGAAUUUGAUUUUAGUUUAAAAUCCAUUUUACCAAAUAUUCAUUGUGUAAAAGUAAAAGCCGUUCAAUUAUGGUAUAAUACUUCUUUUCAAAAAAUGCCACGUUUUCUCAUUCUUAAUCGUUGUUCAUCAUUUCUACAUACAUUGAUAUUAAAUUCAAUGAAAAAUCUGUCAUUUGAAAACGUUCAUUCAUUAACAAAACAAUUCCCACAGUUACAUACGUUGAAAAUCGUUGACUUAAAUACACCAGAAGCUGAUUGGCUUGAAGAUAUCAAUUGGAAUCAGUUAGUUGAACUUGAUUUACUAUAUCUUCGUUCACUUUAUGUUAAAAUUUGUAUUAUUUAUCUUAAAGAAAUGCAUGAUGACGAUCGUGAUAAUAUUAUCUAUAGUUUUACAUCGCGUUUUCAUCAACCGCCAAAUCGAUUAUAUACGGGAGAAUGUAUACAAAAUAAAUAUCCAUUACAAAUAUGUUUGAUGAUCGAUAAAGAAUUUUCUAUUCCGCGUCGCCCGUAA